Helianthus annuus (common sunflower) is the source of this 2751-nucleotide messenger RNA. RefSeq names its product pre-rRNA-processing protein TSR1 homolog. Bases 60 to 2444 code for a protein of 794 amino acids. Gene Ontology annotation, biological process: endonucleolytic cleavage of tricistronic rRNA transcript (SSU-rRNA, 5.8S rRNA, LSU-rRNA); maturation of SSU-rRNA from tricistronic rRNA transcript (SSU-rRNA, 5.8S rRNA, LSU-rRNA); ribosome biogenesis. Gene Ontology annotation, molecular function: U3 snoRNA binding; GTP binding; GTPase activity. Gene Ontology annotation, cellular component: preribosome, small subunit precursor; nucleus. The transcript is spliced from 21 exons. Lineage: Eukaryota; Viridiplantae; Streptophyta; Magnoliopsida; Asterales; Asteraceae. The record is from RefSeq and is a predicted model, not a curated record.
GUCUAAAAUCCCAAUUAGGGUUUAUAAACCCUUCAACGUCUUCUUCAGCUCAAACAACAAUGGCGGGUGGUUCUGGAGCUCAAGUCAACAAGUCACACAAGACUCGUUUUGCUUCUAAAUCCUCUCGCAACAUUCACAAAACUUCCGUCAAAGAUAAGAGCAAGAUUAGUAAACCUGAUCGCAAUGUAAUGAAGGGAGCAAGAGCUGCUCGACUGCAGCGUAACAAAAUGAUGAGAGAACAGAAGCGGGCCACCCUUUUGAAAGAGAAAAGGGCGUCUAGUGGAACAGCUAGUGCUCCGCGUGUUAUUGUUUUAUUCGGUCUAUCUGCUUCUACAAGCGUAAGCUCACUAGCAGGGGAUCUUUUGGUGUUACUAUCAAAUGGGCAUACUGGAAUUCAGUUUCCAGCAGUUGCAUCGUCCGAAUAUAGGCUAAGGGCUACGGUCCUAGAAGCACCUCAUGGUGAUUUUAUGGCAUGCAUGGAGAUGGCCAAGAUCGCAGAUCUGAUUGUUUUUGUGGCUUCUGCUAACUGUUCAAGCGAUCGAGGUAGUUCCAACUAUUAUGUUGAUGAAUUUGGCUUUCAGUGUCUCUCUGUCUUUAGAUCUCUUGGUUUACCAAGUUCCGCCGUUUUCCUUCGAGAUUUACCUUCUGAUCUAAAAAGAAGAAAUGAAUUAAAGAAAACAUGCAUUUCUAGCCUUUCAUCUGAAUUUCCCGAAGAUUGCAAGUUUUAUCCAGCAGAUAGUAAAGAUGACUUGCACAAGUUCAUGUUUCUAUUUAAGGAGCAGAGGCUCACGGUACCUCAUUGGCGUACUCAACGACCUUACCUCAUGGCUCAGAAGGUGGACAUGGUGGAUGAUGGGUCUGGAAAAUGCACUCUUCUCAUCACUGGUUAUCUUCGGGCCCGUAAUCUUUCAGUGAAUCAGUUGGUUCAUGUAUCAGGUGCUGGGGAUUUUCAGCUGGGCAAGAUUCAGCUUCUUAAGGAUCCAUGUUCACUAAGUGUUAAAAAAGAUGGAGAUUUCAUGGAUGCAGAUGAAGUACAAGAUUCACAGGUGAUCAGAAGUUUACUCCCAGAUCCAAUGAAGCAAGAGCCUUUACUUGUUGAAAAUAUACCAGAUCCUCUGGAAGGAGAACAGACAUGGCCAACCGAGGCAGAGAUGGCAGAAGCCGAUAGAGUACAUAAAGAAAAGAAGCAGAAAAAGCGGACUCUUCCUCGUGGCACUUCUGAUUACCAGGCUGCUUGGAUCGUCGAUGACUCUGACGUGUCAGGUUCAGAUAGCGAAGAUGGUCCAGAUAAUGGUAUGGUAGUUGAUGAAGGAGAAUAUGACUAUCCUGGUCAAGGUGAUGGUGGAAAGUCUGACUUUGAAGAUGACCAGGCUUCACUCAAGCUUAGGGAUUCUGAUGAUGAAACCGAAGCUGAUUCUAUGAUGAUGGAUAAUGAGAACUUGACGAAGGAGCAGAUAGAAGAAGAUAUUCGAAAAAUAAAAGAGGCACAUGCUGAAGAUGAGGAAUUCCCUGAUGAGGUGGAUGCUCCAGUAGACGUUCCCGCUCGGAAACGAUUUGCUAAAUACAGAGGCCUAAAGUCAUUCAGGACUUCUUCAUGGGACCCAAAAGAAUCUCUACCUCCAGAAUAUGCACGAAUAUUUGCAUUUGAUAAUUUUACUAGAACACACAAGCACGUUCUUUCUAAAGCUCUUGAUAUGGAGCAAGGAAGCAUAUCUGAAUGUGUGCCUGUAAAUUCUUAUGUGACACUUCACAUCAGAGAAGUCCCGAUUCAUAUUGCUUCGAAGUUAUGCAUUUUGUGGAAGACAAUGCCAGUCAUUGCAUGUGGUCUUUUGCAACAUGAAUCAAAGAUUUCUGUUCUUCACUUCAGGAUAAAGAAGCAUGAGACAUACAAUGAGCCCAUAAAAGCCAAAGAAGAACUAAUAUUUCAUGUUGGAUUCCGACAGUUCAUCACAAGGCCGACUUUUGCGUCUGACAAUUUUAAUUCAGACAAGCACAAGAUGGAAAGGUUUCUUCAUGCAGGACGGUUUUCUGUAGCGUCAGUAUAUGCUCCAAUUUCUUUUCCUCCUCUUCCUUUGAUUGUUAUGAAGAGUAGAGGCGAUUCUCUUGCACCUGCACUGGCUGCUGUUGGUUCGUUAAAAUGUAUUGAUCCUGAUAAAAUUAUUCUGAAAAAGAUCAUUUUAACCGGGUAUCCUCAACGUGUUUCAAAAUCAAAAGCUGCAGUAAGAUACAUGUUCCAUAAUCCAGAGGAUGUGAAGUGGUUCAAGCCUGUGGAAGUUUGGACGAAAUUAGGUCGCCGUGGUCGCAUUAAAGAGCCUGUUGGUACCCAUGGUGCAAUGAAGUGCAUAUUGAACGGUGUCCUCCAGCAGAAUGACACAGUAUGCAUGAGUCUAUUCAAGCGAGCAUAUCCCAAGUGGCCCCAACAUUGGUUCCCAUUGUCCACUUGACCGUGUGAAACGUUCUUCAGGACACACCUAUAUGGAAUGAAGCUUUGGUUCAGAUUGGUUACUUGGCUGCAGCCGCUGUGACCUCAUUUCCUGUUGCUUAACUGCGGGCCAUGAAAAUUUUUGCUUGUAUAUUCUUUUUAUUGCACAUCUUAUUAAUAUUCUCAAUUUUCGGGUCGUAUCAACCUGUUAAGAUUUUAGUGGUUUGUCAAAUGCCUUCUUCUAAAAUUUGUUGUAAUUGAAUGGAUUCGGGUUUCUGCUGAACACAAAUUUGACAGCUUACUGACAUAAUCAGAUUCGGGUUUUAUUA